UAUGGCUUCUACUACCACAGCUGUGAGCCCCACAACCACUCUUAUGUCUUCAGAAUCUACAACAACACCUUCAACAGCAACAAAUGCUGCUCCAACUGCUGACACUUCAACAACUGAAGCUUCAACAACUGCAGCCAGGAACCCCACAACUAUGCCUGUAUUCUCAAUACCUACAUCAACAGAAAAUGCUGCUCCAACAACAACUCCACUGUCUUCGACAGCUGAAGCUUCUACUACCAUAGCUGUGAACCCCACAACCACUCUUAUAUCAUCAGCAACUGCACCUACAACAACAACAAAUGCUACUACACCACAAUCUUUGACCACUGAAGGUUAUACAACCACAGCUGUGAACCCCACAACCACUCUUAUUUCUUCAGAAUCUACAACAACAGCUGCUCCAACAGCACCAUUGUCAACAACAAAUAAAGCUACAACCACCACAACAGUGAACCCCACAACAACGCCUGUAUUCUCAGUACCUACAGCAACAGAAAAUGCUGCUCCAACAGAGACGCCAUCGUCAACAAUUAAAAGUGAAGCUUAUACAACCACAGCUGUGACCCCAACAACCACACUCAUAUCUUCACCAACUGCAACUGCACAAUCUUCAACAACUGAAGCUUUAACAACCGCAGCCAGAAACCCCACAACCAUGCCUGUAUUCUCUCUACAUCCAGCAACAGAAAAUGUUGCUCCAACAACAACUCCACAGUCUUCGACAACUGAAGCUUCUACUACCAAAGCUGUGAACCCCACAACCACUCUUAUAUCCUCAGCAACUGCACCUACAACAACAACAAAGGCUGCUACAGCACAAUCUUUGACCACUGAAGGUUAUAAAACCACAGCUGUGAGCCCCACAACCACAGAAAAUGCUGCUCCAACAAAGACACCAUCUUCAGCAAUAACAACUGAAGCUUAUACAACCACAGCUGGGAACCCCACCACCAUGCCUGUAUUCUCUGCACCUCCAGCAACAGAAAAUGCUGCUCCAACAACUCCAUUGUCUUUGACAACUAAAGCUUCUGCUACCCAAGCUGUGAACCCCACAACCACUCGGAUAUCAUCAGAAACCACAAUAACAGCAAAAACUGCUCCAACAACACCAUUGUCAACAACAAAUGAAACUUUAACAACCAAAGCAAUAAACCCCACAACCAUGCCUGUGUUCCCAGCACCUACAAAUGCACCUCCAGCAACAGAAAAUGCAGCUCCAACAACAACUCCACUGUCUUUGGUGACUGAAGCUUCUACUACCACAGCUGUGAACCCCACAACCACUCUUAUAUCCUCAGCAAUUGCACUUACAACAAAUGCUGCUACAGCACAAUCUUCGACCACUGAAGUUUAUGCAACCACAGCUGUGAGCCCUACAACCACUCUUAUUUCUUCAGAAUCUACAACAACAGCAAAAGCUGCUCCAACAACACCGUUUUCAACAAUAAAUGAAGCUUCAAGCACCACAGCAGUGAAUCCCACAACCACGCCUGUUUUCUCAGCACCUACAGCAACUGAAAAUGGUGCUCCAACAACAACUCCACUAUCUUCAACAACUAUGGCUUCUACUACCACAGCUGUGAGCCCCACAACCACUCUUUUAUCUUCAGAAUCUACAACAACACCUUCAACAGCAACAAAUGCUGCUCCAACUGCUGACACUUCAACAACUGAAGCUUCAACAACUGCAGCCAGGAACCCCACAACUAUGCCUGUAUUCUCAAUACCUACAUCAACAGAAAAUACUGCUCCAACAACAACUCCACUGUCUUCGACAGCUGAAGCUUCUACUACCAUAGCUGUGAACCCCACAACCACUUGGAUAUCAUCAGAAACCACAAUAACAGCAAAAGCUGCUCCAACAACACCAUUGUCAACAACAAAUGAAACUUUAACAACCAAAGCAAUAAACCCCACAACCAUGCCUGUGUUCCCAGCACCUACAAAUGCACCUCCAGCAACAGAAAAUGUGGCUCCAGCAACAACAGCACAGCCUUCAACAAAUGAAGCUUCUACAACCACAGUUGUGAAUCCUACAACCAUGCUUGUAUUUCCAGAACCUCCAACAAAUGCUGCACCACCAACAACAGCAGUAACUCCAACAACUGAUGCUUCUACAUCACUAAAGAUUAUACAACCACAGCUGUGA
Sinocyclocheilus rhinocerous is the source of this 2149-nucleotide messenger RNA. Its product is annotated as mucin-5AC-like. NCBI's taxonomy places the organism in Eukaryota, Metazoa, Chordata, Actinopteri, Cypriniformes, Cyprinidae. The transcript has 2 exons. The coding region runs from base 2 to 2149 and encodes 715 amino acids. The record is from RefSeq and is a predicted model, not a curated record.